CCCAGUUUCAAGCUCUGACAUCAGUCUUGUCGCUCGAAUACAAUCUAGCCAUCCCUACGCCAUAACCGAGCUCUCUCUCUCUCCACAUAUGUGUAUAUUGAUUCUCUCUUACUUUUUGCGCUGUCGAUAUCAUAAAUGGUUAAUCACGCCAUGAAGCGUUUGGUCCACAGCAUAGAUGUUGGUAUAAAAUUGUUAAAGAAACACGACUCGUACGAAAGAAUUCUGUAUAAUGUUCUUAGUAGGUAUCAAUCACAAUGGUCGAAGGUAGAAAAGGUGGAAACUGAUGAUUUAUCAAAGGAGGGAAAGAAUACAACAAUUCAAGCACCUGUAAGGCCUAAAGCGCAUCAGAACACAGACUACGAAUCCAGGAUUAGCAAAUAUAGUUCCGAUGAAGAAGAUUUCGGCAAUAAUAAGUGGAAGUUGGAACUUGCUUGGCUCACAAAAGCACUUGAACCGGCAUUGCAAUUAUGGAAUGGAAUCAGAAACAAACCCCCACCUAGCAGUAGAUCAUUUGCAGAGAUUGUGGCAAGCAUUCAAUGGAGCAAGCUUGGACUCCAGGAUUGGAGCUUAAGUGAUCUUACAAUAGGCCUAUAUCUUAUAUACCUUCGGCAAGCAUCUAUGAAUCCAUUUGAGGAUGUUAAGGGUGUACAGAUCUCAUCAGAGUCAACUGUCCAGGAUCUUAUCUAUCACACAGAAUUAGCUAAAGGGGCUUAUAAGGAUAAUGCUGCAAGUCUGGCAAGAAAUAGCAUGCUUCGAGAAAGCAAUGUUGUGAAAUUUGUUAGGAACUCGAGUGUGUUGAGGCCAGGAUAUUAUAUAGGAGUUGAUACUCGAAAGAAACUUGUGAUUCUUGGAAUUCGGGGAACUCAUACUGUCUACGACCUUAUCACUGACAUUGUCUCUUCAAGCAGUGAAGAAGUCACAUUUGAAGGCUAUUCAGCCCACUUUGGUACAGCUGAGGCUGCUCGCUGGUUUCUUAGUCAUGAGAUGGGAACCAUAAAGAAGUGCCUUGAGAAACACAAGGGAUUUAGGUUAAGGCUAGUGGGUCAUUCUCUUGGGGGUGCUACUGCUUCGUUGCUGGCGAUAAUGCUCCGUAAAAAGUCAUUUGAGGAGCUGGGGUUUAGCCCUGAUAUUGUUUCAGCAGUUGGAUAUGCAACUCCACCUUGUGUUUCCAGAGAACUUGCUGAAAACUGCUCUGAUUAUGUCACCACUCUUGUUAUGCAGGAUGAUAUAAUUCCAAGGUUAAGUGUAGCUUCUCUGACGAGGUUAAGGAAUGAAAUUCUUCAAACUGAUUGGAUGAGUGUUUUCGAAAAGGAAGAUUGGAGAACUAUCAUAGAUUUAGUUACAAAUGCGAAGCAGUUUGUGUCUUCUGUACAAGAUGUUGCUCAGAAGCUUGCUGACUAUGCCAAGUUCAGUAGUGAGAUAAAAGUUCCUGAUGUUUCCCGCAGAAAGGAAUCACCUGUGGUUGCCACUGUUCCUACAUCCUCCAUGCCUGUCGGAACAAGUAAUGCUUUAACUAAAAAGGAUCAAGCUGCCUGCACAAUGGCAGAAGAAUUGUUUGUUCCUGGGACUCUUUAUUAUCUAAAGAGGAAUGUGGACACUCAUGGUGGCAGCAACAUUGGCAAAGUUGGGGAAUUCUUUACACUGUGGAAGAGACAUCCCGGUAAACAUUUCCAGAGGAUACUGCUCUCAGGCAACUUAAUUUCAGACCACAAAUGUGAUAGCCAUUAUUAUGCUCUGAGGGAUGUAGUCAAAGGUUUGCCUGGAUCUGGUGAGGAAGAAAAAUUAGCAACGGUCAUGUGUCUGAAAUUAUAUUUUAUUGCAAUAGCACAAGCAUUUCUUAUGUUCAAGCCCCCAUUUCUGUUAUUAACUCAAAACUGUAGUCUUCUUUUACCAAUUGGAGCCCGGGUUUUGAAUGGUGAGGUGGCUACUUUGCACUCUGAGGUAAUUGUUGCUGAAGGUGAAGCUGAGGGGACACUAGACGGAGGUGAUUCGCCUUCUUUACUUCCUUUCUCUUGCUGGUUCCAUCAGCCAUUUAUGGAAAUGAUGUUUCAAUCGUCAUAA
This is a messenger RNA of Ilex paraguariensis (yerba mate), 2061 nucleotides long. The record is from the annotation of a GenBank genome assembly. Lineage: Eukaryota; Viridiplantae; Streptophyta; Magnoliopsida; Aquifoliales; Aquifoliaceae.